UGGCAGCCCGAACCAGACGGUCGAGGGUCAUUUGGUAUCCUAUCGAGCUGUGUGCUCACUCUUGUGUUCUGCGUAUGGACAGCUGUUCAUCCCAACGUGGGCUUUCAACACCGACCAAUAUUUCAUAUGGGCGAAAGCAGAGCGACCUUGCUUAUCAUAGCAUUGCUAUCGCCAGAGGUUAUCAUUUAUCUCUCUUGGGCCCAAAAUCAUGCUGUACGACGCCUUAAUCGUCAAGUCGACACUCAAUGGACGAUAACCCAUAGCUAUUUUGCAUGCAUGGGCGGCUUCGUCUUUGAUACGACUGACGAGGAACCAUUUCUUCCCCGCUCCGCGACGCGAAUACGACUUCAACCUGACGGAGUGGUAUUCCUCAGGAAACACGCUCCGGAGAUAAUCCCGACACUGUCCAGAGAAGAGAUUCUCGAUAAAAGUAAAGCAGACGGGCUAUCGAAGGCUCUGGCAUGCUUGCAAACCGGGUGGUUCUGCACACAGAUCAUCGCACGCGCUAUUCAAAAUCUUCCCAUCAGUUUGCUGGAGUUAACGACCUUAGCGCAUGCAUUCUGCAUGAUUGCUGUGUACCUUUUAUGGUGGGAUAAACCAUUCGAAGUUCAAGAGCCUGUGAUUAUC
Messenger RNA from Stereum hirsutum FP-91666 SS1, 627 nucleotides. RefSeq lists its product as uncharacterized. The annotation marks the transcript as partial. The record is from RefSeq and is a predicted model, not a curated record. NCBI's taxonomy places the organism in Eukaryota, Fungi, Basidiomycota, Agaricomycetes, Russulales, Stereaceae. The transcript has 2 exons.